Drosophila ficusphila is the source of this 1573-nucleotide messenger RNA. RefSeq names its product LETM1 domain-containing protein 1. Gene Ontology annotation, biological process: intracellular monoatomic cation homeostasis. The record is from RefSeq and is a predicted model, not a curated record. Gene Ontology annotation, molecular function: ribosome binding. Gene Ontology annotation, cellular component: mitochondrial inner membrane. The transcript is spliced from 4 exons. Bases 157 to 1464 code for a protein of 435 amino acids. Lineage: Eukaryota; Metazoa; Arthropoda; Insecta; Diptera; Drosophilidae.
UUUAUUUCCCUCUCUACCGCAACAGCUGUUUGAAUCUAGGAAAUCGCAAUUACUCCUUGGAUUUCUUCAUUUUUGUGGGCAACUCCUGCAUUGGAGUCGGCGGUUGCGUAAUAGGGCGCUUCUUUCUGGUUUCUGGUCGGCACUUGAAGUUCCAGAAUGGCGUUGGCGUUACGCAUGGCACGAUUUUGCUCGCCUCCCGCGAACUGCUGGCCAAGGCACCACCGGCGACUGUUGCACCUGAGCAGCAGCGAUAACCGGCCGAAGUCGAUAUGCAGCAGGAACUACGCCACGAAGCCCGAACCUGCCGCUCCGAAGCAAAUUAAGCGAAAUGUGGCCGCCGAGAUCACCAGUGUGGGCAAGGUCAUUUACGAAACGGGCUGGGAUGCCAAUAAGCCCCUCGAGAAGCCAAAGGUCCCCCCCAGCAGCAGCACCGACUCGUCUCCUCCACCGCCAAACAAAAAACCCGAGGAUGAAAAGCGCAAGGAGCUGGAAACCUUGAAAUCCAAGCGGGAUCAGAUGCGCGACAACAUGCAGGACUAUAUAUUCACCCGCUACUUUAACUAUGUUAAGAACUACGACAAAGUGCUCGAAAAAAACUUCCCCAAGGCGAUGCAGCUUUACCGGGUGUUUUUCGAUGGCGUCAAGGACUUUUUUGGCGACAUGAAGCGAUUUCUUAAGAUUGCCCGCAUAGCAAAUGAUUCCCCUCAAGGAAUUCGGGCAUUGAAUCGCCAAGAACUGGAACUGUAUAUGCAAAUGCCGCGGGACAUGAUGAAGGUGGCCCCAGCACUGAUUGGCUGCUCUCUGCCCAUGGUGGGCUAUGCGUUCUUUCCCCUGGUGUUCUGGUAUCCUCGCUCUUUUCUCACUGCCCACUUUUGGACCUCGCAGCAGCGCUCCGAGUUCCAGAGUUACUACAUGAAGCGGCGACUGUGCAACAACAAGGACGUCUUCCGCUGCCUGCAGGCCAAGCUCAAGUCGACGGCCUCGCAUCCCAAACACUCUGCUUUUGCAGAUAUCCUGGGACAGCUGGGAAGCGGCACACACCCGUCGCCCGAGAUGCUCAUCGAUGUCAAGGACAUCUUCGCCGAUGGACCGUACUCCUUGCUGGGAAUGUCGAGAAAACAUGUCAGAAACUUAGUCAACCUUCAUGGCCUGCCCAGCAGCAUCUUUAAGCGUCAUCGGCUUCACGAGCACGCUUUUCUGGUGCACUAUAUGGACCAGGCAAUCACUCGGGAAGGCGGCGUGCACAAUUUGAGCGCGGAGGCACUGCGGUACUCCUGCUAUCUGCGCGGAUUGAAUCCCGACAGCCUUAGCAGCGAGGCCAUGAUCGAGUGGUUGCGCAAAUGGGUCAAGGUUUCCACAUCGAUACAGGGCGAACAUAUCACGCUGUUCCUGCACUUGCCCAUCCUGCUGGGCUACAAUCACCCCAACAACUGGAAGACCAUCUACGGCAAAUGCCCCACUUAAGCGGAGCUUUGUUCGUUCUCUAUUUGGUAGACUGUGCUUUAAAGAUUGGACUGUUAAGAUCAUUUUGUUUCUUGUGAGCAAAUAAAACUGUUAAAACCAAAAAAGAAAA